AUGCUAAUGCAGCUCAGUGUCGAGUCUGUGAUCGAACUUUUGUCCGCACCGAGCACUUGGUUAGGCACGAGCGCACCCACAACAAGGAAAGACCAUAUCGAUGUUUGGUAUGCAGUGCUAGCUUCGCUCGAGCGGAUGUCUUCCAGAAUCAUCUACGGCGUUUGCAUCAGCAGGAACUUGUCAAUGGCAAACAAGUCGACAAGGACGUCCCACAGAGUGGGCAGCGGAGACGGGUGCGUAAGGCAUGUCAAGCCUGUAGACAACGCAAGUUACGUUGCUCCGGCGUCGCUCCUUGCACCUCAUGUGUUGGCUCUGAUCGAACAUCCUGGUGCAGCAGUAGAGGCAGUAGACGCCGAAUCUGUGUACAGCUCCGGCAGGGAACACGAUACCGCCCCAUCAGAUGGCGGGCGUACUUUGCUUGUCAGCCACGAUAUCAACGUCACGCCCACGCAGUCAUUCAGAGCACACCCAACCACGACAGCGGACACAGCUCUCGAAAGGCCGCAAACCUUCUCAACCCCGGUCGAUGUGACCAGACCACUUAACCUUGCCGAAAACUCAGCACCACUCGACACAUUGGUCUACGAUACUGGAGCAACCAACCUGCAAACAGAUGAUCGCUUCUUGGUGGGGUUUGAUAACCCUAACGUAGUCGGUGAUGAGAUUCCUCUGUUUGACAAUGCCUCGACCCUGACUGGUGCGGUGGAACUUGCAGACCUCUGGAUGGUGAAUGACACAAACUCCUUCCCUUGGUCUUAUGGAUUUAAUUUUGAAUCCUUCCUGAAUCCCUUUCAUGGCGAUUCAGUCAUGCUGGGUCUGGAGGAUCUAUCCCACUCCGUGACUACACCUCAGUGCAGCUCAGGGACAGCCACUAGAGAUGCUCUCAACUCCAUCAGAGGCUAUUUCGAGCGGAAUGGAGCUGGGACGAGACCAGUCAGAGAACAGCUCGCAAUCUCGACACCACGAAUGCAGAUCUACGAUGCUGAGCUUGUCGACCUUCUUGCCACCUUGGCAAUACAUCACUUGGCUCAAGCAUUCCCAAUUCUCUCAGUCCAACUGGGAACCGUCCGAACCACAAAGUUCUACAAUCUCAACGACCUAUCCAUGGCUGCUGUAGGAGGCUUGUUCUGCGACCUUCCCGGUCGGUUUCGAGUUGUGAAUGCUAUGUAUAACGAUUCGCGCCGUAUUCUUCUCCACAAAGCACAAAGGGGAGGGUUUCUUCCAUUGGGAGAUAAGCUAAAUGCAAUCAGGGUUUUUAUAAUUCUCGAGAUAUACGGCCUUUGCUCAGGGGAUAAACGAAGCUUCGAGUUUGUGGAAGUUUUUCAUUCACGAAUGCUCUUUUUAUUGAAAGACUUCAAAAUCAACCUUGCGGAGAAAUUCGCUUCCCUGCCGUCCUCUUUGGUGGAAACGUGCAGGGCCCUCAGUCUCAGUCUUCAUAUGAUUGAAUGCUACCGUGUUAUCCUACUUUUACGACCUCCAGAUACGUUCUUCAGAUCGCUUUUUUGCUUCAGUGGAGGAGACGCAGUCCUUCAGAACGACACCGCAGACCGACUUGUGCAUAGCCUUUUCACACCAGACACACCAAUCAGUACGGCACAUACUUACCACGACAAGGCUACAACACUUCUUAUAAUUGCAAUCUCAGCAUCACUCAGAUUAACUAGUAGCGAUUCAUCGCCGAUCGUCAGAAGUCUGUGGAGAAUUGAGUAUUUUGAGCUUGCCUUGAGCAGAUGGCACAAUGCUCAGCUCCAGCAUUCUACGGACUGGUCACUGCUGGCUCUAUAUCAUUUGAUUUGUAUCAAUCUACACGCAAAUGUCGGUUUGAUUCAGCGUCUCGUCCACGCUUCAGACGGAUUACGUGGUGAUGGUCGUACGAAUCAGCUGUGGUCUAGUCUAGAUGCCUGGCGAACCAGCAGACACUAUCCGGCUGCUAAAUGGCACGCUCAGACAAUUUUGUCACGACUGAACGAGGUACUGGCGCCCAGCGCCGCCAUUCACCACUCCAGCGAGGACGACGGUCUACAGGACGGAAUUCCCAAUACCUUUCAGCAAGCUGUACCACCAGAAUCACCCCACCUGCCAUAUGCAGUCUAUAUUGCGACCAUUGUGCUUUGGUGCGGUGAUCAAAUGUGCACAGAAUCUACGAAUGGUGUCAGUACAGCAUACAUUGACACUUCAAUAUUGCUGCUCGCUAGUAUGAGGGUCCGCAUUGCUGCGUUGUUGCAGCGGGCUCUUAGAAAAUUAAGACCUGCAAUGAGCUUCAAGUGA
Molecule: messenger RNA, 2268 nt
Organism: Exophiala aquamarina CBS 119918
Lineage: Eukaryota; Fungi; Ascomycota; Eurotiomycetes; Chaetothyriales; Herpotrichiellaceae
Exons: 4
Coding region: 1-2268 (755 amino acids)
Source: RefSeq, a predicted model, not a curated record